Molecule: messenger RNA, 1702 nt
Organism: Cannabis sativa
Lineage: Eukaryota; Viridiplantae; Streptophyta; Magnoliopsida; Rosales; Cannabaceae
Exons: 9
Coding region: 316-1443 (375 amino acids)
Source: RefSeq, a predicted model, not a curated record
AAUGGUAAUGUUCCAAAUCUUGAUAUAUUGUAAGUUGUACUCAUUUCUUAUCUUCAAGUUGCAAUAUAUAGUUCUUUUUUCAAAAAAAAAAAAACAUCUUAGACAUAAUCUCCAUAAAAAAUAAUAACAAAUAAGAUCGAAAAUGGUAAUGAGUAUCAUAUUAUCUUGAAUGAAUUAUUUAUUGCCACAAAAAAAAAUAUUAAAAAAAAGUAAUUUAGUAUCAUUGAUUCAUUGUAUCAUUUCAUUCUUGGAUUAAACUGGUCAUCACAAAAUAAUUAACAGAGGGGAGAGGUUCUCAAAUUUAAAUUUGUAGUGAUGAGGAUUUUAUCGAAGCUGUGGGAGACUUUGAGUUUCGCUUUACAGCCCGAGUUUUGGAGAAUGAUAGUGUUUUGGAUAUGGGCUCUGCUGCUCUCUUGCUUUAAGGCGCUUCUCCUUCCAAACUCUAGGCGCUAUACCCGUUCGUCUCCUCCUCAGCUCCCUCACACCGCUUCUUCUUCUUCUCCUCCUCCUCAUUUCAGACCCCUUUGCAUCAUCACCGGAGCUACCUCUGGUUUGGGAGCUGCUGCUGCACAUGCUCUUUCCAAGGAAGGCUUCUUUGUCGUUCUUGUUGGACGGUCGUCCCAGUUAUUGGAAGAGACUAUGAGAGAAAUUAAAGCUAGGAACAACACUGCCCAACUCAAAGCUUUUCAAGUUGAUCUGUCAUCCUUCAUUUCGAUUUUGAAGUUCAAAUCUUCCCUUGAGCAGUGGCUUUUGAAUUCAGAAAUGCAUUCCUCGGUUCAAUUAUUGGUGAACGACGCUGGGAUACUGGCUACAUCGCAUCGACUCACUGUCGAAGGCUAUGAUGAAGUUAUGGCUACAAAUUACAUUGGAGCAUUUUGUCUGACAAAGCUGUUAUUGCCUCUGCUCAAAAACAGUCCUAUACCUUCGCGAAUAGUGAAUGUUACAUCCUUUACACAUCGAAGUGUAUCUAGUGUUCAGAUUAACAAAGAUGUUGUUGCUGGGAAGUGGUUAUCAGGAUUAAAACAAUAUCCAUUUGCUCGAGUGUAUGAAUUUUCUAAAUUAUUUGUACUGCUAUUUUCUUAUGAGCUUCAUCAACAACUUGCCUCAAAUGAUGAAUCUUGUCAAAUAUCUGUCCUUGCGGCAGAUCCUGGAUUUGUGAAAACCAAUCUUUUGCGUGAAUUUCCUUCCUUUAUUACUCAAGUGGCAUUUUUUGUCUUGAAUCUUGUGGGACUUCUGCAGUCACCUGAGAAUGGGAUAAGUUCUAUCCUUGAUGCAGCCCUAGCUCCACCAGAAAUAUCUGGAGUCUACUUCUUUGGUGGAAAGGGAAGGACUAUUAAGUCAUCUAAGCUUUCAUAUAAUGAUAGACUUCGGCAUGAACUUUGGACUACUUCGUCUGAUCUGUUUUUGCAAUCACAGCUAGCUACCACGGAAACUUUCACUUAAUUUUGAGAUGUAAAGGAGGGGUUAACUUAACAAAUAUAAGCUAAAUGAUAGAAAUUUUAUUGUUAGUCAUAAGCUUAUGAACUCUUCCAGAAAAUAUAAAUGUAUUUUUAUCUCUCUCAAAAUAUUUGAAUUGCUUUUGGUUAAUUUCAAUCUGAAUUUGUUGUAAUCCAACUCUACCACUGUUCUUAACAUGUCCGUGUCCAUGUCAGACCCUUUAUGUUUAUCGUUCUUUGGUACUCUAUUUUAUCAUGUUUUCUUA